GAGGAGAAAAGGAGUCCACCUCUACCUGACUUCCUCUGCUCCCUUCCCCCCUUCUCCGCGUUUCGCUCCCUCGUAAACCUUCUUUCACCUCACGCACACUCUCUUCCUUCCUCUUUCUCUCUCUCUCUGAUGAGAGAUCAGAACCAUUAGAAAAAAUAAAUAUAUCAGUAUCAGAACAAAUACAGAGAGAAAGAAGAGAAAAUGACCCUUUUUUCCCUUCCUCUCAUGACCUCAUCGCCUUGCCUUUGUUUCUCCUCUCUUUCUUUCCCAUCCCAUUCCAUGAUUGACAGCUCCAAUCGCAGAAUUCUCCAUAUGGGUUUUCUUUGCCAUCUAGUUCUGGACUGAACCCGUAUCUCUGUUUUUACUCUAUCCGGUUCUUUCUCUCCGUAGGAUCAACUGCCACCGUCAAUACAGUUUCUUACGUUUUCUCCAUGGCUGGUGGCAUCAAUUUUUUAAAUUCCAAGCAUGGGUCCAUUCCCCCCUUAUUUUCAUUUCAAAAGCCCAUGUUUUCAUGUUCCUUCGUUGUCUCUCUUUCUCGAGCUCGACUACUUCCUUCACACCCCCUACGAGCGAUUUAAUCUUUAAAUUCAAGAAUGACUUUGGCUCCGUUUUCGAUGUUCUUUAAAGCCCACAUCUUCUUUUCCUCUAUAUAUGUCUAGAACAGCUCUUUCUGUUGUUUCUCAAUUUGUUGGCUUUUAGAUGCUUGUUCGAGGGAAGAAAAGAGUGAACCAUGUACUUGUCUGAGAAACCCCGUCCGAUUGAUUUCUAUAAGGAGGAAGGACGUGACAUGAUGAUUGAAGUCGUCGGCAAUGGGGGUUUGCCGCUCCAGCAACAACCACAGCAGCAACAGCCGCAGAUGAUUCUUGCCGAGAGCAGUGGAGAAGACCAUGAGGUCAAGGCUCCCAAGAAGCGAGCGGAGACUUGGGUCCAGGAGGAAACUCGAAGCCUCAUCAGUCUUCGCCGGGAAAUGGAUAGUCUCUUCAAUACUUCAAAGUCGAACAAGCACCUCUGGGAGCAGAUUUCGGCGAAGAUGAGGGAGAAGGGUUUCGACCGUUCCCCAACCAUGUGCACUGACAAGUGGAGGAAUUUGUUGAAGGAAUUCAAGAAGGCAAAACACCAAGAAAGAGGUAGUGGCUCGGCAAAGAUGUCUUACUACAAGGAAUUGGAGGAGUUACUCAGGGAUAGGAACAAGAAUGCCGCUUACAAGAGUCCCACACUUUCCAAGGUCGAUUCCUACAUUCAAUUCUCAGAUAAAGGUCUUGAAGAUGCCAGUAUUCCUUUCGGAUCUGUAGAAGCUACUGGCAGGUCAACACUCAACCUUGAAAGGCGUUUGGAUCAUGAUGGACAUCCUCUUGCCAUUACCACAGCUGAUGCAGUUGCAGCCAGUGGAGUUCCUCCAUGGAAUUGGAGAGAGACCCCUGGAAAUGGUGGGGAGAGCCACUCUUAUGGAGGGAGGGUUAUAUCAGUCAAGUGGGGCGAAUACACUAGAAGGAUUGGCAUCGAUGGAACUGCAGAUGCAAUCAAGGAAGCAAUAAAGUCCGCAUUUGGAUUAAGGACCAGGCGGGCAUUUUGGUUGGAGGAUGAAGAUGAGGUUGUUCGGAGCCUUGACAGGGACAUGCCAUUGGGAAAUUACACCCUUCACCUUGAUGAGGGAUUGACAAUAAAAGUUUGCUUUUAUGAUGAGUCAGGUCGCAUACCUGUUCGUACUGAAGAAAAGACACUCUACACUGAAGAAGAUUUCCGUGAUUUCCUUACCAGGCGAGGUUGGACGGGUCUAAGAGAGUUAAGUGGCUUCAGAAGCGUCGAUACUCUGGACGAUCUCCGUCCUUGUGCAAUGUACCAGGGUGUGAGACUAUUAGGGGACUAAAACCUAAGGGGGGAUUGCUUGCUUUGGGAAAUCCUAAUUCCUAUUAUGAUGAGAGCAUUAAAUCUUCAAUAGUAUAUUGAUGCUGUUCGUAAGCUGCAUAAGAUGCAAUAGUACUUCAUCUUAUUGAGCUUCCUUGUCAGGGUAGCUGUUUCGGUUUUUGUUUUUCUUUUUUUUUAACUUCAUCACGCUGUAACAAACAAACAAUCUUGCUCAAUUGUGUAUAGUCCUUUAAUGGAAUAGUUGGAGGAAAGCAAAUAGGCCUAUGUUCACAGAAUACAUGGUUAGGGGGAAUUCCCCGUACAUAAAAAUCGUAUGUGUCUUGACAAAUCCAGUAUAAAUAUGUAUGGGUUUAUGUA
Messenger RNA from Nelumbo nucifera (sacred lotus), 2223 nucleotides. Its product is annotated as trihelix transcription factor GT-1. The record is from RefSeq and is a predicted model, not a curated record. NCBI's taxonomy places the organism in Eukaryota, Viridiplantae, Streptophyta, Magnoliopsida, Proteales, Nelumbonaceae.